AUGUCGUACGAUUAUCUCUUCAAGUACAUAAUCAUCGGCGACACAGGUGUGGGAAAAUCGUGCCUGCUUCUGCAAUUUACUGAUAAGAGGUUUCAACCAGUCCACGAUCUCACCAUUGGUGUCGAGUUUGGUGCUCGGAUGGUUACCGUCGAUGGACGUCCCAUCAAACUGCAAAUUUGGGACACCGCUGGACAAGAGUCUUUUAGAUCCAUCACCAGAUCAUAUUACAGAGGAGCAGCCGGAGCUUUACUGGUUUACGACAUCACCAGGAGAGAGACGUUCAACCAUCUGGCGAGCUGGUUGGAGGAUGCUCGGCAACAUGCAAAUCCUAACAUGAGUAUUAUGCUGAUCGGGAACAAAUGUGAUCUUGCUCAAAAGAGAGCUGUUAGCAAAGAGGAAGGAGAACAGUUUGCCAAAGAACAUGGACUGCUGUUUCUAGAAGCAUCUGCAAGAACAGCUCAAAACGUUGAGGAGGCCUUCAUAAAGACUGCAGCGAAGAUCCUUCAGAACAUUUCAGAUGGAGUCUUUGAUGUAUCCAAUGAGUCAUCGGGCAUCAAGGUUGGAUAUGGGCGUCCUCAAGGUGCAGCUGGAGGAAGAGAUGGUGCGAUCUCGCAAGGAGGUGGCUGUUGUGGGUAA
Arabis nemorensis is the source of this 636-nucleotide messenger RNA. The record is from the annotation of a GenBank genome assembly. Lineage: Eukaryota; Viridiplantae; Streptophyta; Magnoliopsida; Brassicales; Brassicaceae.